CCACUCCAACCACCCGCAAAACCCUAGCUAGCCACGCCCGUGCUCCCCUGACCACCUCCCGCCGGCGCCGGCGAUGGCCAGCCGGUUCUCCAACGUCGACCCGGUGACGGCGGCCGACAUGCGGCGCCAAGGCCUCGACCCGCACGAGCUGGACCGGAGCACGGAGCAGCUCAUGUCGCUCAUCCACAGCAACCUCCCGGACCCGCCGGUCUCCACCACCGCCCGCCUCACCGCCUUCCGCGCGCGCCCCUCCGACGGCGUGGACCGCAUCAGCCGCCUCUCCGACGCGCUCCUCCGCGACAUCGUCUCCCGCCUCCCCGUCAAGGACGCCGCCCGCACCGCCGCGCUCGCCGCGCGCUGGCGCGGGGUAUGGCGCUCGACGCCGCUCGUCCUCGUCGACACCCACCUGGUCUCCUCCGCGCGCGCCAGCACGCCGGACGUCAUCGCGGCCGUCUCCCGCGUCCUCGCCGCGCACCAGGAGCCCUUCCGCUGCGUCCACCUCACCUGGAGCCGCAUGGGCGCGUACCAGGCCCAGCUCAAGCGCUGGCUCCGUCUCCUCGCCGCCAGGGGCGUCCAGGAGCUCGUCCUCGUCAACCGCCCGUGGCUCCGCGAGGUGCCCCUCCCCAAAACGCUCUUCACCAUCUCCACCCUCACCCGCCUCUACAUCGGAGUCUGGAAGUUCCCGGACGCGGCUGGCCUCCAAGGCGCCUCCUUUCCCCACCUCCGGGAGCUCGGCAUCUGCAGCGUCGCCAUGAAGGACGGGGACAUCGACGCCGUCGUCGCCAGGAACCCCGCCCUGGAGAUCCUCAACAUCCAAGGGAGCAUGAAGGGGGUGCAUCUCCGCCUCGUCAGCCACAGCCUCCGUUGCGUGCAGAUCUGCUCUUUCGUCAUGGAGAGCGUCAGCGUGUUGAACGCCCCGCGUCUGGAGCGUCUCAUCCUGUCAGAGUGUCUCAACCCUGCCGGCGGAUCGUGCAUCAGAGUAAAGAUUGGCAACGUCCCCAAGCUGAAAGUAUUCGGGUUCCUGGAGCCAGGAAAAUACGUGCUGGAGAUCCAAGACACCGUCAUCAUGGCUGGGAUUAAGACAAGUGCAAGCAUGAUGGUCACAAGCGUGAAUGUCCUUAGUAUGAAGGUGCGCUUCGGAGUCUACGACGAUGUCAAGAUGGUGCCCGCCUUCCUCAAAUGCUUCCCCAAUGUCGAGGCGCUGCAUAUUACGGUACUACUAGCAUUGCAUCCUCAUACAUACUCAUCGUGCACGAUCCAUUAA
Triticum aestivum (bread wheat) is the source of this 1264-nucleotide messenger RNA. Its product is annotated as F-box/LRR-repeat protein At3g26922-like. The coding region runs from base 74 to 1264 and encodes 396 amino acids. NCBI's taxonomy places the organism in Eukaryota, Viridiplantae, Streptophyta, Magnoliopsida, Poales, Poaceae. The transcript has 2 exons. Gene Ontology annotation, molecular function: protein binding. The record is from RefSeq and is a predicted model, not a curated record.